CCCCGCCACGGCUGGCAGUGCCUCUCCGGAGGCUGCACACGGACACGCAGACCCUCUAUCUCUGCUGGAAGAAGAGGACAACCCUCCAGGCCAGCGGAGCUGCGGAGAAGCAGGAAAGAGGUAUUGAGGGUUCACAGGAUUUGGGAAGACUCAGCCUCUCGUAGCACAUGUCUGGGCGACUCCCCUUGGUGCACAGAGCCCUUGCUGUCCCGUCCUGACCCGCCGCUUCUCAUCCCUGCCCCGGCUGCGUGCAGUCAGCCCUGGCUGAAGUUCACCCCACCGUGGUUACACAUUGCUCACCCUGGCGAGGUGGUUUUAACGGAGCGCGGAAGGAGAAGGUUGUUUCACUUCCCCUGGCAGAGCAGCAGCAUGAAGCAGGUGAACCCCCCCGAGGAGAGCGGCUGCAGCGAGGCCGUGGCCACCGGCCAGCAGGACCUCACAGCCGGCAGCUGCGAGAAGAAACGCCGCCGGCUGCAGCGCCUGGUCCCGGACAACUUCUUGGAGGACGCAAAGAAGCUGCUGGUGCUGGCAGGGCCGCUGAUCCUGAUCCAGCUAAUGAUCUUCCUGAUACACCUGGUCAGCUCCAUAUUCUGUGGCCACCUGGGCAAGGUGGAGCUGGCCUCUGUCACGCUGGCCAUCGCUGUUAUAAACGUUACAGCCAUCUCUGUAGGAUAUGGUUUGUCUUCGGCUUGUGACACCUUGAUAUCCCAGACCUAUGGCAGCAAGAACCUGCUGCGCGUGGGGGUGAUCCUGCAGCGUGCCAUCCUCAUCCUCCUGCUCUGCUGCUUCCCCUGCUGUGCCAUCCUCAUCAACAUCGAGCAGUUCCUGCUCCUCAUCCAUCAGGAUCCCGAGGUCUCCAGGCUGACCCAGCGCUACGUGAUGGCGUUUGUGCCUGCUCUGCCAGCGGUUUUUCUGUAUAACCUGGAGACAAGAUACCUGCAGAACCAGAUGAUCAUGUGGCCACUGGUGCUGAGCGGGGUCGUCGGCAACAUCGUCAACGUCAUUGCAAACUGCGUCUUCCUCUACGUGCUCCACUUGGGCAUCACAGGCUCUGCCUGGGCCAACACCGUUGCUCAGUAUUCACAGACCAUUUUCUUGUUCCUGUAUAUUAUAGGCAAGAAGCUCCACGUGAAGACCUGGGGAGGCUGGUCCAGUGAGUGCCUGCUGGAAUGGGACAGCUUCAUCUCCCUGGCUAUCCCCAGUAUGCUCAUGAUGUGCAUCGAGUGGUGGACCUACGAAAUCGGGAGCUUCUUGAUAGGCCUGCUGAGUGUUGUAGAGCUCUCCGCCCAGUCCAUCAUCUAUGAGGUCUCUGUUGUUGCUUUCAUGAUCCCCCUGGGGCUGGGCACAGCUGCCAGUGUGCAGGUGGGGAACGCGCUGGGCGCCGGCGACGUCGAGACGGCCAAGAGAUCAUCCUCCACCAGCCUGCUCUGCACAGGGUUUUUUUGCGUAGCUGUGGGGGCCAUUCUAGCUGCUUCAAAGGAUGUGCUGGGAUACAUCUUCACCCGUGACAAGGAGAUCGUUGACUUGGUGGCCUGGGUCAUACCCGUCUACGUUGUCUUCCACUUGUUUGAGGCCAUGUGUGGUGCCUGCAGCGGGGUGCUCAGAGGCAUCGGCAAGCAGAAAUUUGGUGCCAUCCUCAACGCCGUGAGCUACUACGGGGUGGGGCUGCCCCUGGCAGCUGUGCUGCUCUUCGUGGCCAAGAUCGGAGUCAUAGGCCUGUGGCUCAGCAUGCUCGUCUGUGUCUCCCUCCUCUGCACCUGCUUCAUCACCUACAUCUCCCGCAUGGACUGGAAGACGGCGGCUGAGGAGGCUCAGCGGCGUGCAGGAGUGUCCCCGCCACCACCAGAGGAGCCAAACCCUGGCCAUGAACCCUCCUGCAAGGGGCUGCCCUUGGGUGUGGGGCCAGCCCCACCGCCCCACGAUCACCCCCCCAUCAUGGUGGCACGGGGGUGUGUAGGAGUGGAUGCACAGAACGGAGUUGUCCUCACAGGCAUCACCAGGACGGACGGACUGACAUACCAGCUGGAGCCUCCAGAAGCUCCAUCCCCUCCAGCCACCACCAUGGCCACCAAGGAGCUGAUCCUCCGCCGGGGGCUGGCGGCGGCCGCAGCCGUCGCGCUGCUGGCGCUUGGCAUCGUCAUAAAGCUGGUGACCAGCAAACACUGACCCACCCAGGGCCUGUGGGGACUUUGCUUUGGGGGGGGAGAAAGCUUCUCCUGACCCAUGGACCUACAAAGCACAGACCGGCCCGAGAGAGAACCCAGCACACGCCUGUCCCACGGGAGCCAAUGCGUCCCCAGCAGCUCUUGGCAGCAUCUGCUCACCCACCGCUUGGGAAUGGGCCCCGUGGCUACUCUGACCCCCAAAACUUGGCUCUGUGCUGCCUGGUGCCCACCAAGCCUGGGGUGCCCCCUCCUUCCUCCUGCCGACCAGAGCCCAGCACAGCCUGGCUCACGCUGCUGCUCCAGCACAAAUGCCAAUAAAGAAUAAACCCAGCUGGACUGGGGCUGGCUCCUUCAGGUGGAGGCUGAGGGCACGGGGGGCUGCAGCAAGGAACACCCAAGGUUGGGGGCUGCAAGCUGUGC
This is a messenger RNA of Apus apus (common swift), 2585 nucleotides long. Its product is annotated as multidrug and toxin extrusion protein 1-like. Gene Ontology annotation, biological process: xenobiotic detoxification by transmembrane export across the plasma membrane. Lineage: Eukaryota; Metazoa; Chordata; Aves; Apodiformes; Apodidae. The coding region runs from base 370 to 2166 and encodes 598 amino acids. The transcript is spliced from 17 exons. Gene Ontology annotation, molecular function: antiporter activity; xenobiotic transmembrane transporter activity. Gene Ontology annotation, cellular component: membrane. The record is from RefSeq and is a predicted model, not a curated record.